Molecule: messenger RNA, 1198 nt
Organism: Panicum virgatum (switchgrass)
Lineage: Eukaryota; Viridiplantae; Streptophyta; Magnoliopsida; Poales; Poaceae
Product: dehydration-responsive element-binding protein 1E-like
Exons: 1
Coding region: 68-697 (209 amino acids)
Biological process (GO): regulation of DNA-templated transcription
Molecular function (GO): DNA-binding transcription factor activity; DNA binding
Source: RefSeq, a predicted model, not a curated record
CCCGCCACUCCCUUCCCUCCCAAAUUCGAAACAAUCCAGAAGCUCUCCUCGACAGGACUGACCGACGAUGGACUGGCCGUACUCCGGCGGCGGCGGAGGCGAGGAUGGCGCGUACAUGACGGUGUCGUCGGCGCCGCCGAAGCGGCGCGCGGGGCGGACCAAGUUCAAGGAGACGCGGCACCCGGUGUACAAGGGCGUGCGCAGCCGGAACCCCGGGCGCUGGGUCUGCGAGCUGCGGGAGCCGCACGGCAGGCACCGCAUCUGGCUCGGCACCUUCGAGACCGCCGAGAUGGCGGCGCGCGCGCACGACGUCGCCGCGCUGGCGCUGCGCGGCAGGGCCGCCUGCCUCAACUUCGCCGACUCGCCGCGCAGGCUCCGCGUCCCGCCGCAGGGCGCCGGCCACGACGAGAUACGCCGCGCCGCCGUGGAGGCCGCCGAGCUCUUCCGCCCGCAGCGCAAUGCGGGCUCUCCCGAGGCGGCGGCGGCGGCGGCGAUCGCGGCGCCCGACGCCCAGGCGACCGGGGGCCUCGGCGGCGACUUCGCUUACUACCCGCCGGACGACGGCCUGGACUUCGAAAUGCAGGGGUACCUGGACAUGGCGCAGGGGAUGCUGAUCGACCCGCCGCCGGCGAACGCGGGGCAGUCGGCGUGGAUCGACGACGAGUACGACUGCGAGGUCAGCCUGUGGAGCUACUGACGAUCGCGGGCGUUCGGACCGAGCCGGCAUUAAUGGCGAGAACGACCCCGUGUACAGUACAAACUUAUGGUGUGCUAGUGUGUACCGUUUCCCUGCUAUUCUGACGAAAUGUGAUGCGAUCAGGAGGAGCAGAGGAGUGUGCUUAGGUUUUCAGAGGCUGCUUCUGCACAUGUGGCGGUGGCGUUAACAAGGCCAAGGUAGCCUUGGCGCCAGAUAUCUAUUAUGGCCCUUGGUGAAGGCGCCCUUUAUUUUAAGCAACAUCACCUGGUGUAAUAAACAGCAGAGUCUGCUGGGUGUUUGAUCCUGAAGGUACGAGCCGCAGGGAUCUAAGGAAAGUCGCCGUGUGACUGGCCGAAGAAUUUCAGUGCAAUUUAUUACCUGAUGAAACUCGUCCCUGUAUGUUGCCAACAUUUUGAAAUGGUGCAGUGCAGGCUACGAUUAGCAGCAAAGGAUUUUGCUGCGAGCCCGCGACACCAGUAAUUGUGGUUUGCCCCUCCUCGA